This is a messenger RNA of Penicillium diatomitis, 1026 nucleotides long. Its product is annotated as S1/P1 nuclease. Gene Ontology annotation, biological process: DNA catabolic process. Gene Ontology annotation, molecular function: endonuclease activity; nucleic acid binding. NCBI's taxonomy places the organism in Eukaryota, Fungi, Ascomycota, Eurotiomycetes, Eurotiales, Aspergillaceae. Bases 1 to 1026 code for a protein of 341 amino acids. The record is from RefSeq and is a predicted model, not a curated record. The transcript has 2 exons.
AUGACCCGUUUCUCCAAGAUUGCCGUGGUCACCCUCGGCUCCCUCAGCGGUGUCAAUGCUUGGGGUGUCCUCGGACAUGCGACGGUGGCCUACGUUGCUCAGAAUUACCUUUCAGCUAGCACGGCUUCCUGGGCGAAGACCGUACUUGGUGAUACCUCCGGCUCCUAUCUCGCCAACGUCGCCUCCUGGGCAGACUCAUACCGCACCACAGCCGCAGGAAAGUGGUCUGCACCACUUCACUACAUUGACGCCGAGGACAACCCUCCCACCAACUGCAAUGUGGACUAUGCUCGCGAUUGUGGCAGCGCUGGUUGCUCCAUUUCCGCUAUUGCCAACUACACCCAGCGUGCUGGGGAUGGCCGCUUGACCACCGCUCACGUUGCCGAGGCGCUCAAGUUCCUGGUCCACUUCAUGGGAGACAUCACCCAGCCUUUGCACGACGAGGCCUAUGCAGUCGGUGGCAACUCCAUCAAAGUGACCUUUGAGGGUUACAACGAUAACCUCCACUCAGACUGGGACACCUACAUGCCUCAAAAGCUCGUGGGCGGCAGCAAGCUGACCGACGCCCAGUCCUGGGCUACCACUCUGAUCGGUGAGAUCAACUCUGGCAGCUACAAGUCCCAGGCGGCAAGCUGGAUUCAGGGCGACACUGUGAGCGACCCCAUCACCUCUGCGACUCGCUGGGCGUCCGAUGCAAAUGCCUACGUCUGCUCCGUUGUGAUGCCCAACGGUGCCGCUGCUCUGCAAACCGGCGAUCUCUACCCUGACUACUACAAUUCCGCCAUCGGAACCAUUGAGCUGCAGAUCGCCAAGGGCGGCUACCGACUGGCCAACUGGCUGAACUUGAUUUACAACACUCACGUCGCCAAGCGCGAUCUGGAGGGCGCUGUCGAGCAGGCUCAGAAUGAGGGUCCUGAUUUGAUGGGUCGUGAUCUCCUGCCCGAGCCUCGUGGUGUGAGCCGUGCUCAGUUGGCUCGUGACGCAAUGGGCGAGUCUUGCUGUGGGUCAGCCAGACAUGCUCACUAG